Messenger RNA from Didymella exigua CBS 183.55, 1455 nucleotides. RefSeq lists its product as uncharacterized. The record is from RefSeq and is a predicted model, not a curated record. NCBI's taxonomy places the organism in Eukaryota, Fungi, Ascomycota, Dothideomycetes, Pleosporales, Didymellaceae. The transcript has a single exon. Bases 1 to 1455 code for a protein of 484 amino acids.
AUGAGCUCCACAGCACCAUCCUACAUCGACGACGGCCGCUCCUUCGCACGGCGCAUCCCCCCAGCAGAUUCAUCCACCAACUUAUCGCGCUGGCUGAAAACGACCCCCUUAUUCCCAGAAACAGCAUCCGCGUACACAGGCAGCUACAUCGACGACGGCCUCGACCUGCUACCCGGCUCGACACCUGGCUUCGGACGCGUGGACGCGAAGUUCUACGAGGCCCCAAAGCGGCGCGGCAAAGGCAGCGGCGCGUGGAACGACGACAUCGCGCGCGCUGUUGGCGGCGAUAUCCACCGCAGUCUGGCCAGGAUGAAGGGCGUUGCUGGAGUGCAGGUCAAGCGUUCUGAGACGAGCGUGAGGGGAGAGAAAGAGCACAGGGAGAGGAGGGGGGUUGUGAGUGUGCCAGCGCCGCUGAAAUGGGGGACCUUCGUGAUCAAGGGUGAUGAUGGACGGGUGGUUGUCAUUGACGAUCGGGGCGAGUACGAUUCUGGAGCCGUGAAGGAGACCGUGGAGAAGCCAGAGGAAAGCAGGCGAUGGAUCAAGGCUGCGAGAAGCCCUUCACCACCAGCAUUUGUCCCACCACGCCAUCAUUCAAGCCACACGGUACCCCACGGCUGGCUCUCUCCGUCCGCCUCGCCCACGAGCUCAGUCUGCAGCUCUACGUUCACGUACCUCAAAGCGGCUUCCUUGCAGCAGUCACGGCAGAGGAGCUUGAGGGACAGCAGACACACUCUCUCCAAUCAAGGCUCCCGUCACGACGACGAUCAAGAUACGAAAUUGAACCACCGAAGCCUCGACAUCAUUGAAGUGGUUUAUGGCGAGACACCGCUGGACGAGGUAUCGUACUCACAAGUCGGCUGGGGUGGGAACGCAGUGAGUGCGCACAGUUGGAGUGAUGCGGAUAAGAAGGGAAAUAGUGAGGGUGGUGGUGGUGCUUGGGAGGACGUUGCGGAUGGGACGAUCAAGAGCUUCGGACAUGGAGAUACCGGUAGUGAUCUAGGGUGGGGUGGGUCGGCGAAGGGGGAUGGGCGCGAGGGGAGUAGAGCUGGAGGCAAGCUCGGAAGCGUUCACGGGAGGAGCAACGAUAAGAGCCAUUCGAAGCAUGGCGACGAAGAGUGGGACGGCUUCGAAAGGCCAAAGACGACCAGCGAAGUCAGCGUAGCUGGAGGAAGUGAGCGUAGCUGGCCAGCAAGCCAGCACAGCGUGCACACUCAUCUCACGCAGCGCACGCAGCGCAGCCACACGUCUCGCAGGAGCAGCAGACACAGUCCCCCGGACUGGCCCGCCAGCCAAGCCGCCUCCAAAGCCGGCAGCGACGUUCACUGGGGCGGAAGCGCUGUUCAAAGCGAGCAGAACUGGCCCACAAGUGCACAUGGCAGCGAGCACAGCAACCACAGCUGGUCCAAGAGCAAACACGGCAGCGAGAAGGGCAGUCUCACAAAGUACCAUAACUGA